This is a messenger RNA of Cordyceps militaris CM01, 897 nucleotides long. Its product is annotated as protein kinase domain-containing protein. NCBI's taxonomy places the organism in Eukaryota, Fungi, Ascomycota, Sordariomycetes, Hypocreales, Cordycipitaceae. The transcript has a single exon. Gene Ontology annotation, biological process: protein phosphorylation. Gene Ontology annotation, molecular function: ATP binding; protein kinase activity. The record is from RefSeq and is a predicted model, not a curated record. Bases 1 to 897 code for a protein of 298 amino acids.
AUGCCAGAUAGGCUAGAACAAGUGCUUCCCCCAUCGUUGUUUGACACGUGCAAGUUCAUCUCCGUGGGCGCGACGGGAUGGGUUUUCGAAGUCUCCCCCGGCAUCGCCCUUAAAUACCUCUGCACAGGCCGCCUCGACGAGUUCGGCCACGAGAACAAAAUAUACGAGCUGAUUGAGCGAAGCAACCCGCCCCCGCACUUCAUCCAGAGCUUUCUCCGGCUCCCCGACGCGCAUUUUAUGCAGCGGAUGCCCAUCAGCCUCGACUUUCGCCUACGAAGCAACCGGCGCCAAGACCCUAAGACGCUACAAUGCUAUGAAGUUUUGCAUUUCGAGCCAACAGCUAGGAUUGGACAAUGGGCUGCGGAAUUGUCUAGUGCACUUGCUUGGCUAGAAUCCCUCGGGUUAGUCCAGGGGGAUCUACGCCCGGCAAACCUCCUCCUCGACAGUGACGAUCAUCUAAAGCUGGUUGACUUUGAUAGCUGUGCUAAGAUUGGUGAUAGAGAUCCUGGACUUCCACCACCAUGGUCUUCUCCAAAGCACAACUUUUACGGGGCUGGGACUGAGCAGUUUGCAUUUGGCUCCAUCCUCUAUAAUAUGACGCGUGGCCUCGAGCCGUACGAGGAUAAGGGCCCAGAAGUUAUUAGGCUGUUCCGUACUAUGGUGUUUCCAGAACUGUCUGACUCACAGCUAGAUGUGCUGACGCUUCGCUGUUGGAGGAGUGAAUUUACGACCUUGGCCGAUCUUGCCAAGUAUUGCGCGACGCUUGAAGGUGCUACGUCAGCUGCAACAGCCAACGCGACUAACGAUGAGUAUAUCAGAAGAAUGAAGAAGACUUGUGAAGAACUGCUACGUACUAAAUUAGCAGAUUUAGGUUAUAAGUUACCUAGAGAUAUCUAG